UGCUGUGCUCAUUGUCUUGUUCUUGUACAGUUUUUCUUGGGAGAUUCAUUUAGCGACACAUCAUGCUUAUUUCAAACCGGAAAUAAAAAUUAAACCGGACAUACGUCAUUGCGCGAGACUGACCUCGAAAUCAUAUGACCUUCUGAAAGAUGGCUGGUGGAAUGGAAAGAACGCAAAAGCUGCCAAAGCUCCAGGAUGCAGACAAGGAGUCCAUGAUAGGGACCGUGUUUGCCGUCUCUGGACCUGUGGUAACAGCCCAGCACAUGUCUGGAGCUGCUAUGUACGAGCUGGUGAGAGUGGGACACGAUGAACUGGUCGGGGAGAUCAUUCGUCUGGAGGGAGACAUGGCGACCAUCCAAGUCUACGAAGACACAUCGGGUGUCACAGUGGGGGACCCAGUGAUGAGGACAGGAAAGCCUCUCUCUGUGGAACUGGGACCAGGUAUCAUGGGCAGUAUCUUUGAUGGUAUCCAGCGCCCUCUGAAGGACAUUAAUGAACUCACACAGAGUAUCUACAUUCCAAAAGGUGUGAACACGCCCGCUCUUGACAGAGGCAUUCAGUGGGAGUUUGAACCUCAGUUCAUCAGGGUUGGCAGUCACAUUACAGGAGGUGAUGUGUAUGGUGUUGUCUAUGAGAACAACCUGAUCAAACACAAGAUCAUGUUGCCCCCCAAGGCCAGAGGCACAGUCACAUGGAUGGCAGACCCAGGCAAUUACACUGUCAAUGACGUGAUCUUGGAGACGGAGUUUGAUGGAGAGAAGUCGCAGUACACCAUGUUACAGGUGUGGCCUGUUCGUCAGAUGAGACCAGUGGCAGACAAACUGGCCGCUAACCACCCCCUACUCACUGGACAGAGAGUGCUGGAUGCUCUUUUCCCCUGCGUCCAGGGGGGUACCACAGCCAUUCCAGGUGCUUUCGGUUGUGGCAAAACUGUCAUCUCCCAGUCACUGUCCAAAUUCUCCAACAGCGAUGUGAUCAUCUACGUAGGCUGUGGAGAGCGUGGCAACGAAAUGUCUGAGGUAUUGAGGGAUUUCCCAGAGCUGACGGUGGAGAUCGGAGGAAAAGAGGAGUCUAUUAUGAGGAGAACUUCACUGGUGGCUAACACUUCCAACAUGCCUGUGGCUGCUAGGGAGGCUUCUAUCUACACAGGUAUCACCUUGUCUGAGUAUUUCCGUGAUAUGGGCUACAAUGUCUCCAUGAUGGCAGACUCCACAUCCAGAUGGGCCGAGGCCUUGAGAGAAAUUUCAGGACGUCUGGCAGAAAUGCCUGCUGAUUCUGGUUACCCAGCAUACCUUGGUGCUAGGCUGGCGUCUUUCUACGAGCGUGCUGGCCGCGUGAAGUGCAUUGGGAACCCAAGCCGAGAGGGAAGCGUCAGUAUUGUGGGGGCUGUGUCUCCCCCUGGUGGUGAUUUCUCAGAUCCUGUCACCUCGGCCACUCUGGGUAUCGUUCAGGUAUUUUGGGGAUUGGACAAAAAGCUUGCCCAGAGGAAACAUUUCCCCUCCAUUAACUGGCUGAUCAGUUACAGUAAAUACAUGAGAGCUCUGGAUGAUUACUAUGAGAAAGCUUUCCCCGAGUUUACCCCCUUGAGGACUAAGACAAAGGAAAUUUUACAAGAGGAAGAAGAUCUAUCAGAAAUUGUACAGCUGGUGGGCAAGGGCUCCCUUGCUGAGGCAGAUAAAAUUACAUUGGAAAUUGCUAAGAUUCUCAAGGAUGAUUUUCUACAACAGAAUGGUUACACCCCCUAUGACAGGUAA
Molecule: messenger RNA, 1754 nt
Organism: Lingula anatina
Lineage: Eukaryota; Metazoa; Brachiopoda; Lingulata; Lingulida; Lingulidae
Product: V-type proton ATPase catalytic subunit A
Biological process (GO): proton transmembrane transport; ATP metabolic process
Cellular component (GO): proton-transporting V-type ATPase, V1 domain; lysosomal membrane
Molecular function (GO): proton-transporting ATPase activity, rotational mechanism; ATP binding; ATP hydrolysis activity
Source: RefSeq, a predicted model, not a curated record